CAGAUUAUGGAUUCUUGUAAGUUGAUCUAUAAGAUGAAGCGCAACUUCCGCUAUCCCGUAGAUUUGAUUUCCAUCCUGUUUGUCAAUCACGCACUCUCGCAUUUAAGAAAAGUGAAAUAAAACAAAACAAAACAAAACUCAUCCAAGAAUUUAGAUCAAAGAGCUUGCAAUCAUGGACCAGCAGGUAGAGGUUGAGAACAAGGAUCAUGACCUAAAGCACCUGGCGUUUGUGAGGGUGGCUGCGUUCCAGGCGCUGGUUUGCGUGUCGAAUCUUUACGAUUACGCCAAACACAACUCCGGCCCGUUGAGAUCCACCGUUGGAACGUUCGAGGGUGCCGUUACUACCGUCGUGGGUCCCGUCUACCAGAAAUUUAAGGACGUCCCUGAUCAUCUUCUUGGCUUUCUUGAUAAGAAGGUGGAUGAGGCUUCGCAUAAAUUUGAAGAGCAUGCUCCGGCGGCAGCUAAGCAAGUGGUUAGGCAAGCCCAGGAUUUGGUCCACAAGACAGCAGAAAAGGCUCAGAAAUUAGUAGAUGAGGCUCGAAGCAACGGACCGUGGGGAGCUUUGCACUACGCUGCAGAUGAGUACAAGCACUUUGUUCUGGUAAACUCAACAAAGUUGUGGGUUAAACUGAAUCACAAUUCAGCUUUCCACUCGGUGGCACAGAUGGUUGUUCCCACUGCUGCUAAUUUGUCUGACAAAUAUAACUGUUUAGUUAAGGAUUUGAGUGGGAAAGGUUACACUGUGUUUGGGUAUCUGCCUUUAAUUCCUAUUGAUGAGUUAGCUAAGGCUGUUAAGCAAGCUGAAGCAAAGGACGAAGCACAUGUAGAUGCUCAUAAAUCAGAUUCAGAUCAAGAUUAGAGGUUUUCUUUCGUUGGUUGUCUCUGGUGUGCAGAAAUCUGAAAGUGGUAUGUAGUUGUUAUUGUUGUGUGGACACUGAUACAGUUUUGCCAUUGUAAAUUGGGUAUUAGUUUUAGCUCUUUGCAAUGUGAGUCAAUAUGAAUUGUUCUUGAAGAUGCUA
Molecule: messenger RNA, 1019 nt
Organism: Theobroma cacao (cacao)
Lineage: Eukaryota; Viridiplantae; Streptophyta; Magnoliopsida; Malvales; Malvaceae
Product: Rubber elongation factor protein (REF)
Source: RefSeq, a predicted model, not a curated record